AAUAGUACAUGUUCAGGUUUAGGGUUUAUCUGCUGUUAAACCCUUAGCUCACACAUUUUGUGUUCACUGAAAAUGGUUAACGUCGCCGGCGACGUCGCCGACGACGAUUUCGGAGAUCUCUACGCUGACGUAGAAGUCCAAGCAAGCUCGGCAAUCAAUGCUAUUGCCCUACAUAAGGUUGAGUACAGCGCUAUUGGAAACUCUAAUAAUGAAAAUGUAGUACAGGAAGAAGAAGAGGAAUGUGAGAGUGAGAGCGAGAGUGAUUUGAAUAUUGUGUUGAAUGAGGAUGAAGAUGAAAUUGAGGAAAAUGUGGAAAAAGGAGGUAUUAGUGGUGAAGGAAAUAAUAAUUCGAAUGGAAGCGAAAAUGGAAAUGCAGAAAAAAAUAGUUAUAAGAGCACAAGACUUCCACAAGCAUCAUAUUCAAGUCAUCUCAAAGUCAAUGGAUCUUUUUGCGCGCCUUCUUACACUACAACAUUGGUUAAGGGCAACUGGGAGGAUAAUAGCUACACGCAAAGGGUGGGCUCAGGCUUUGCUGCUCAAAAUGGACAGAUCUUUUCACUUCCUCGGUCGAGGAAUAUCUUGGACGUGAAUAUUGAUAUGUUUGAGACGAAACCUUGGCGGUAUCCAGGCGCUGAUUUGACAGAUUAUUUUAAUUUUGGGUUUGAUGAAGAUAGUUGGAAACAGUAUUGCCACUGUCUGGAUGAGCACCGAGAACAAGCAAAAAAGGUGGUCAAGAAUUCAGACUACAAGACUUCGAAAAAUAGUAAGCCAAAAGGUAGAGAAAUAGAGGUGGAAGAGAGCAAGAUUGAGCGCAAACCAUCAACAGACGUGGGACUUCCACAGGAUCGGGAUUCUAGUGUUGUCAUACAGAUUGCUUUGCAGCAGUCAAUGGAAGUUCCCAUAAGUUCUACAAAAGAGCAGCAGGAUGCAUCCGAGAAUGGAGAUGUUGGGGGAGAUAAUAAGGAGUUUCUCUGUUUCAGUAGUGCCAGCGAAGAUGAGUUAGCCAGCUUGGAAGGAACUGGAGAAGGAUCAGGCAACUCUACAUCUGGAAGGAACUCACCUGUUCGUGAGCACGUGUCUAUAGAUUCAGAUAACGGCGGAAAUUCUGAGUUCUCUGACGCAGAUGGGUCAUACCACCAAGAGGGGACCUGCUGUAAUGUCGAUCAAGCCUUGGGGGCAAUUAAAUCUUCUCAUGAUGCAAAUAAAAGUAGUGAGAGAGACGUAUCUGAUCCAGGAAAACCUAUAAAGCUACAAGAACCACUGCUUGGUGGAGGUAGAGAGCAUAGCCCAGGUUCAUCUUGUUGUUCUCUAAGUCACGGUGGCACAUCUGGAGAUGGGACUUCUCUUAACUUGGAGAAAUCUCAUGACCAUCGUACAAAGUUAUUAUCAAAUGCAGAAUCUGAGUUACGGGAGAAGGGCACAAUUGAUCACCAGCCAAUUUCCGGAACGGAUCAUAUUAGAGCAAAGUCUGAUGAUCCUAAAUAUUUCGCACGAAGUAGAAGGUCUGUGCAAAGAGAUCUGCCGCAUGACAGAAGAUCUGCUAGAAUGAGUGAAACAAUUUCCACUCACCUGAAAGAUGAGGAUUCCCGCAAAUCUGAUGCUAGGACACUGUAUGAAAGGCGUAAUUCAGCUGUGAUCCAACACAGGCAGAAGGAUAGACGAUAUGCUUUUGACUCUCAUGAAAGGGAAGAUACUUCACAUUUUAAGAGGGCAGAACCUUUUGACUCUAAUGCAGGACAAUUUUCUGAUCAUCCAUGCAGGUAUUCUUAUACAAAGAAUACUGAGAUGGAAUGUCAGUUAAAAUGCAGAAAUGACAAAAAUUGGUCUGGCAGUAGAAGAGUGAAAACAAAGCUAGAUCCUCUUGAACUAUCAAUAUAUGCAGAUGAUGAAUUGUUGGAAAGAGAUAGACCCCAUUUUAGGAGAAGACUUACUGUUCAGGAUAUGGACAAUGUUUCUUUUCAUGAAUCGCAUCAAUGGAUCGAUAAGUAUAUUCCCUAUUUAGAUGGCGAGAAACCCGGUCAUGGACUGUGGAAGAUAGAUCAGCUGCAGAAUAACAAGAGAGUGAGGACUGAUGAUCUUGUAGCUGAAUGUAAUUACAUCUACGAUGUCAUGGAAGAGACUGAUAACAGAUAUAGACCAUACAACGACAGGGAUACUAAUAUUCUAGAAGAUGACUAUCAUGUAAAUUUGACUUGUUUCAGAAGAGAAAUUAAAAGCCUUAUCAGGGGCAAAAGGAGAGAGAACAGUCCUUGCAAAGGUUCAAAUGAUAUAUGUUGCAUGGAUCUAAAGGAUGAGGAAGGGAGAUUUGACGGGUAUCGACCUCCAUCCUUUUGUUUGUAUAGGGAAUCUUGUACAGCUAGCAGAAGGUGGCAGAGCCUUGGACUGCCACGUGGCAGAGAUGGAAUAUUCAGUAGGAUUAGGAAAUGUGAUGGUGGUCAGUUUGCUAAUCUGACCAACUCCAUUGGUGCCGAUCAGACUAUCAACUAUCCUUGUAAUCAAGAUAAUUUUAAAAGAAGAAGAGGGGGCUGGCAAUCUGAAGGGAUGCAAGGGGUUGAAAAUGAAAAUUGUUCUAGAUAUCAGCAAAAUAUAUUAGAUGCUGAGAGGACAUCAUAUUUGUCCAGAAGAAAUUCAAGUGGCAGAAGGUUUAAUUCAUUUGACAAAAAACAUGGACCCAACUCAGUAGAAAAACUUUUAGAUGACAGGCAUGUGGACCAUGAAAAAUACAAAUUGAUAAGGGGAGGCAAUAAUGCCAGGCAAUCUGGUCAAGGGACUAAAAAUCUUCAUAAAGAUAAUCAUUGGAGGAGAUUCCCAAGGGGAAGAGAUUCUGUUGACAUGGGCUUGGUAGUUGAGAACGGAGAGUCCUCCGGAAGAUUCUCCAAAGCAGGGGGUGUAACAUACUUUGACAGGUAUGGCCACUUGGAUUCAGAUAGUCAUGUGGAGCUGAAGCCUAUUGAUGGAGCUAGCAAACCCUACUUCAGGAGGACACUCAGAACUCGAAAUGUGACAACUGAUCCUAAACGAAGGUUUGAUAUAUUCUCAGAUGCUGAACAGGAAGAGUCUCUGGAUAUUGAAGAAGGUCAGAUAAUUUCUGAAGAAAUGAACGGGAAACUCAUCAAAAGGGAAAUUACAUGUUCUGACAAAUCGGAAGUCGGUGAAAUGAAGAAUUUUGCUAAUGAUAAAAAUGUGGAGGGACAGGACAACCCCAAGAUUUUGGAGAUCAUGGCAAAGAUGGAAAAGCGUAGAGAGCGUUUCAAGCAGCCUAUUGCUCUCAAAAUUGAUUCAAAGAAUGUCUCUAAGCCUUCUGUUGAUCCGUUUGCUGUGUUGACUGAAACUAUGCAACCAAGACCAGCACGAAGGAGGAGAUGGGUUGCAAGCGAGGCCAAUUAAAGCAAAUGUUUAAUGCUUUUGGUGUAAGGUUAUAUUAGAGGGGCUGCGUCUCACAGUGCCACUUCACUUUCAUAACUGGAUCUGUAUAUAAUGGCAUUCCACCUACAGUCGAUUGCAGAUGUGAUUGCGAUGGUAUACCUGGGGUUUAGAAGUCUCCCACGUAAAGAGGGAAAAAGAAAACACCUCUAAUUAAGUAUCGUAUUGUUAUAUUGUGCUAGAAUCCACUUUCCUUCUGAAGUAUAGCUGAUUAUUUUGAUUACAAAGGAUGUAAGUUAAUUAUAGUAGUCUACCAGUGAUGAUGGUAUGGCUUAAUUUCUUUUUUCUUACUUAUAUUCCCAAUCGUUUACAAUCUAUCUCACCUCCGAGGUGGUGAUAUGGACUGCGUA
Messenger RNA from Capsicum annuum, 3773 nucleotides. RefSeq lists its product as uncharacterized. The coding region runs from base 73 to 3387 and encodes 1104 amino acids. The transcript has 8 exons. The record is from RefSeq and is a predicted model, not a curated record. Lineage: Eukaryota; Viridiplantae; Streptophyta; Magnoliopsida; Solanales; Solanaceae. Gene Ontology annotation, biological process: mRNA processing.